AUGGCACCCUCGAAAGUGACGCCAGAAUUAGAACCUCAAAUUUUCAAAAAAGUAUAUGGUUUUAUCGGAAAGAACGCGAAAUUGAUUCUAAAUAAGGGAGAUUUAGUUAGAAUAUCUAAAGCGAACAAAACUUUUCGACGAGGAUAUUUACCAGGAUGGUGUGAUGAGGCCUUUAGAGUGUCCAAAGUAUAUUCCUCUCAUCCAACUACAUUUGAGCUGCAAGACCUGAAAUCAGAAGCUAUAAAAGGACGAUUCUAUGCAGAGGAACUCCAGAAAAUCUCUAAACGCUCUGAUGAUUACUGGCGCAUAGAAAAAGUGCUCAAAACAAAAGGCAGAGGCAGGAAUAAAGAGUACUACGUAAAGUGGCAGGGCUUCGAUGCACGCUUCAAUUCGUGGGUUAAGAAAGCAUGGAUGAAGUAA
Molecule: messenger RNA, 420 nt
Organism: Argiope bruennichi
Lineage: Eukaryota; Metazoa; Arthropoda; Arachnida; Araneae; Araneidae
Exons: 1
Coding region: 1-420 (139 amino acids)
Source: RefSeq, a predicted model, not a curated record